Molecule: messenger RNA, 841 nt
Organism: Amphiprion ocellaris (clown anemonefish)
Lineage: Eukaryota; Metazoa; Chordata; Actinopteri; Pomacentridae
Gene: nppa
Product: natriuretic peptide A
Exons: 3
Coding region: 46-468 (140 amino acids)
Biological process (GO): neuropeptide signaling pathway; cGMP biosynthetic process; negative regulation of systemic arterial blood pressure
Cellular component (GO): nucleus; cytoplasm; extracellular region
Molecular function (GO): hormone activity; hormone receptor binding
Source: RefSeq, a predicted model, not a curated record
AUCUCGCAGUGCAGGCUGUAGUAUCAAUAGUAGCAGAGGGAUAACAUGAGAACUAUGGUGCUGUGGGGCCUGUUGGCCUUUCUGUUUCAGCAAACACUGGUUAGCAGCCACAUACUGGGAAGGCCCUCCUCCACCAGUGAACUAACUCAGCUCAAGUCUUUACUGGACCAUUUUGAAGAGACUCUGGCUGAAGUAGCUGAGGAGGAGGACUCUGAAGCUGAUUAUGAAGGGAUAAACAAAAAACCUGAGCACAGCCAGUCCAGCCAAGGAUGGAGCCUGGACCGGGAGGGGAACCAAGAACUGCUGAUAUCAGAAAGAGCUCCAAAAGAAACUGAGGGCCACAGUCAGAGAAGUCGCCUACAGGACUUGCUGAUGACCGCCAGAAAACGGGCCUCUGGCUGCUUUGGAGCCAGAAUGGAUCGAAUAGGAAAUGCCAGUGGUCUGGGAUGCAACAAUGGAAGAGGAUAGUUUGGCAGUUUCCUCAGGCACAUGUUGGACUGUGAUGUUGGAACUGAAGAUCCAACUAAAAACAUUGGAAAUGUAUGGAUUGGCAGUGACAGUUCAACUGUGUAUCUUUGUGUGUGUGUGUGUGUGUGUGUGUGUGUGUGUGUGUGUGUGUGUGUGUGUGUGUGUGUGUGUGUGUGUGUGUGUGUGUGUGUGUAUGUGUGUGUUUGUGUCUUUCAUUGUUUGAAGUGACAAGUCAGCUGUUUGCAAACUCUGUAAUGAAUACUGCAGUCUGUUAGACUAAGUAACAUGAGCAUGUUAAAAGAAACAAAUUAACUACAUAAUGUAACUGCACGUUGUUAACAAACAUAAAUAAACAUUUUUUUCAUAUGAAAAA